AUGCCUCACAGUCCCGACGCAGUAGAGAAGGCUUCACAAACUUACCACAAACCCAAGAAGAUCGACAAUCAUGUCACUCCGCGUGGAAUUAAGACGCGUCGUGCUGGCUUAGACAUUCCCGCCGGAUACCGCGGACCGAGUGCUAUGACAGUGCAAGACUGGCUCAACCGAUGCCUCUUCCUCGAAACCAUAGCAAGUGUGGCAGGAAUGGUGGAGAGUAUGGCACGUCAUCUACGCUCAGUGCGAUCUCUCCAGCAGGAUGACCAAAGCAUUAUCGAGGAGAGCAAGAAUGAGCGCAUUCAUCAGCUCAUUUUCUUGGAGAUGAAAGAACCAGGCUGGCUCACUCGAAUGACUGUGUUCGCCGUACAGGCCGUCACGUUUCCAGCUUUUGCGCUAGCUUACAUGGUGUCUCCCAGAACGCAUCAACGCUUCGUGGAAUUUCUGGAGGACGAGGCCGUCAAGACGUACACGUAUUUGCUCGAGGAUAUGGAGCAUGGUCACUUGGACGAAUGGUGCAUCACGACCGCACCUCUCACCGGCCGCAACUACUACGAUCUGCCCGAUGAUGCCAAGGUCUACGACAUGAUCGAGGACGAAGCGCGCAAUCGGGAUAUGAGGCGCGCAAUUGUCCAUCCGAUUGUUGGCCUUCAGUGA
Molecule: messenger RNA, 654 nt
Organism: Phytophthora nicotianae INRA-310
Lineage: Eukaryota; Oomycota; Peronosporomycetes; Peronosporales; Peronosporaceae
Exons: 1
Coding region: 1-654 (217 amino acids)
Biological process (GO): alternative respiration
Cellular component (GO): mitochondrion
Molecular function (GO): alternative oxidase activity
Source: RefSeq, a predicted model, not a curated record